Molecule: messenger RNA, 708 nt
Organism: Tachysurus vachellii
Lineage: Eukaryota; Metazoa; Chordata; Actinopteri; Siluriformes; Bagridae
Product: b(0,+)-type amino acid transporter 1-like
Exons: 1
Biological process (GO): amino acid transmembrane transport
Cellular component (GO): membrane
Molecular function (GO): L-amino acid transmembrane transporter activity
Source: RefSeq, a predicted model, not a curated record
AUGGACAACACAGCUAGGAAACUUCAACUAAAGUCAGAGGUAGGACUGAUUGGAGGAGUGUCCCUUAUUGCAGGGGUCAUGAUCGGCUCUGGGAUCUUUAUGUCCCCACAGACUGUACUGCUGGACAUUGGGAGUCCUGGGGCUAGCUUGGUGAUCUGGGCUGUCUCUGGAUUGUUGGCAAUGCUGGCAUCACUGAGCUAUGCUGAACUGGGAACAGUGAUUCGUGAAUCUGGAGGUGAAUACGUCUACAUACUGCGCACUACCGGCAACUUGAUGGCAUUUCUCUUUGCUUUCACCUCUGUGCUUGUUGUAAGGCCAGUCAGUAUGACUGGACUGGCUCUUAGCUUUGCGCUCAAUGCUGUUGCACCCUUCUAUGAAGACUGUGAACCCCCAGCCCUCGUAGUAAAGUCUGUAGCUGCAUGUGGAAUUGUCUUCUUGACCAUAGUGAACUUCCUGAAUGUGCGCUCCUCCAUGGCUGUCACCACAAUCCUCAUGGUAGUUAAGUUCCUUGCACUGGCAGUUAUUUCUAUUAUUGGUGUGAUUUUGCUCAUCCAAGGAGGCACUGGAAAUCUUCAGAAUGCAUUUCAGGGGACCAGCUCCAGCAUUAGUGUGACUGGAAUGGCUUUCUACCAGUGUCUGUGGGCCUAUGAUGGUUGGAGCACUCUUAAUUCAAUCACUGAAGAGCUUAAGCAUCCUGAGGUAACUAUC